AUGGCGACUUGGGGCCCUUGGCUGCCGGGUUGCGUUUGCCCCGGAACGGGGGGACACAGGAGGGCCUCCGCGGGCCUCAAGAGACGGGCAGGAUGGCCGGGAUUCACACACAGGCGUGCCAUCGCGAAAGAGGGUCCCCUGGAAUGGAAAGAGGCCAGCGACGGCAGUGCGGCCCAGGGCUCGCUCGAAGACCUGCCCCUCCCUGAAGGGGACACUGGCGGGUGGCCAAUCAUAGGCCGUACACUCGAUUUCCUGAAAGAUCAACACACCUUCAUGGCCGACCAUGUCAAGAAGUACGGACUCGUCAGCAGGGCGAAUUUGCUUGGCAGAAACGCUGCCAUCAUCGCGGGCAGCGACAAUCUUCAUAAGAUCAUGACCAAGGAUACAACACUGUUGAACCAGCGACUCAUGAAGGACCUGCAGCUGCUCGCUGGACCCAAUUCGUUCUGGAACAAGGACGUGAUAUCAAGAAUGCAUUACAUGGAGCGGAAAUUCCAUUGA
Molecule: messenger RNA, 501 nt
Organism: Ostreobium quekettii
Lineage: Eukaryota; Viridiplantae; Chlorophyta; Ulvophyceae; Bryopsidales; Ostreobiaceae
Source: the annotation of a GenBank genome assembly